AUGAGUCACAGCCGUGUGUCACUGAAGCGCAUUUCAAUUCCCUGCAUCACAGGAGGUGUGGAAGGCCGCCUCGGGGACCGGGCGCGGGAGGUGCGCCCAAGAAGGCCCCGGGCCGGCCUGCAGGGCGCGCCUCUCCGCCUGCGCCCUUUCCUCCCCCACCGCCCUCCCCGCCAUCUUCCCCUUUGGCUUCCUUCUCCCUCCGUGCAACAAGUUUUUGUUAAGCCGGCCGCCAGGCUGGCCAGGCGUUUAGGGGAUGGCCUGCGUGCUCUGCCCCUGCCCUCAAAGCGCUUCCAGGCGACCUCUGGUCCACCUUUUGUUUUUAUUUACAGUCCCAGUGGAAAGGCCCGGGUCCCCAACUCCCCUGAGCCGGUGCUGCGCUCCUCUAAUUGGGACUCCGAGCCGGGGCUAUUUCUGGCGCUGGCGCGGCUCCAAGAAGGCAUCCGCAUUUGCUACCAGCGGCGGCCGCGGCGGAGCCAGGCCGGUCCUCAGCGCCCAGCACUGCCGCUCCCGGCAACCCUGAGCGCGCACCGCAGGCCGGCGGCCGAGCUCGCGGUGAGUCGUCCCCGGGGCCCGCGGCGGCGGCGGCGAAGGGGGGCGCCGGCGCCCCCCCCUCACGCUGCCCCUCCUGCGAGCCGCCCGGGGCUGCAGCGCGCGCCGCCGGCUUUAUUCCCAGGCCGGGGCGGCGCGAGCCGGCGGCGGGGGAGGGCCGCGCGGCGCGGGGGCGGGCGGCGGGGCCCGGCUGCGCGGGGAGGACGCCCGCACCCCUUCCCCCGCGCCACGGGCGCCCUGCGGGGGGCGGGGACCCGGGAAAGGCGCGCGGUGGGGGAGGGGGCGCGCGGCUGCGGCGAGCGCGAGUUGUGCACCCAGCAGAGCCCGGCGCACCUCGCACGGCUGCCGCUCCCGCCGGAGCCCGAGCACGGGCCCGGGUUGAGGGGCGGGGAGAAACACGGACUGCAGCGCGGCGGGAGAGUGGGGGGUCGGGCACCCCCGCAGCCCGAGGAAGUUCUGGAAGUGAGGGAUAGGGGGAGGAACCCCGAAAUUGGGCCCUACACCUUCUCGGCCUUUCUCCCGGCGCCCCCUCGGCAGAUGAGGCCGGAGCGCGGGCCUGGGUUUGGGGCUUCACCCCGACCCCACCUCUGGCCUGGCCCGCGCGUUUUCAGCCCCAGGGGCCAGGCCUGCCCUCCGCCCCCACAAACUGGUUUCGCUGCUUUGCUGGGCUCUGUUGGAACUAGUCCCUUUGACUCCCCGUUUCUAUUUUAUUUUCUUCUGGGGCUUUAUUUUGCGGGGAAGGGACGGAGGGAGGGUCUUUUCUUCUUUUCCCCCUAGCCGGUGCGCGCCAGGUUUCCUGCCCCAAGGCGGGCUUGGGUGCCCCCUCUGGCAGGAAGUGGGGCCGGGUGCACCCGCGUGGCGUUGCAUGCGGUCGGGGUGCGCUGCUUUCCCGCGCCUGCAGGAGCGGCCUGCACCCUUCCCCCUCCCCGCGCACUCUGGUCCCGGGGCCCGACACUUGCAGAGUCACCCUUGGGCCGAGUAUGAAGCCUGAUGCCUCGGGGGCUUUAGCCGCUAGGCCGGUAGGCCCAGUGUCGGGUUGAAAGGGUCUCCGGGAACCUACUUUUUCCUCUUCGCCAACUUGCUGUGUGACCUUCGGCAACUCAUCAGGCUUCUCUGGGAUACCUUUUUACGGGGGACGGGGAAAAAUAUAAGGGAACACCCAACAUAAUUUUCUGGUGCCUUUGCUUGCAGAGCCCUUAAGUAUAUGAGGAGCAAACUUUGCGUGCACAGUGUAUGGAGGAGACAGGCUUGAGGCCCAAGCGGGCUUAUUACAAAGUGAGGGAUUGGGUUGGGCCCUAAAUGUAGUUCCUCCAGGACAGGCCUCUGAUGUUCAUGAACAGGUGGAAGAGACGAGCGUUUCUUGGCCAAACUGGAAAGGGCCUCCGGCCUUCAUUUAGUUCUCGGGGGGUUGGCUGAGGGGGAUUAAAGGGUCCUCCGCAGUAAGAGGUGGGAGGGGGCACCAGAUGGUAUGAGAGCUUCCAGGGAGACCCGCCAAGAUCCCCAGGCCGACCGGUCCCAGGCUCUCUGGGAUUCCGGACUGGCCUCGCCCAACUGGAACCCCCUCCAUGAGGGGGCCUCAGGCAGACCUUACAUGAGGUCAGUACUCGUUUAGUUGAUUAAUUUUGAUGUUAAGUUUGAAGGGGGACCUGUGGUGUAAUCUAAGAUUCUAAUCACUGCCUGUAAUUACAGAGAAGGCCAAGCCACUAAUGACGGAGCAGUAUAAGUCACCAACCACCUUGUUUAAAAGGGUCUCCCAAGUCUGAAACAUUAUAAGAUAGAAUAAUUACCAAAGUCCGGCUGUCUGGAGGGUCUCUUGAUGCUUGAGAAUGGAGAUCCUGGGCCCUCCAGAAAUCACAAGUUUGCAAACAUGUUUUUUCCUCUCAUUGGGGUAAAAACUUUUUCUUCCUUUUUUUUCUUAAAUUAGACAAGGGGGUCCCACCUAAUUGUCCAAGCUGGUCUUGAACUCCCGGCCUCGAGCAGUCCUCCUACCUUGGUCUCCCAAAGUGCUGGGAUUACAGUAGUGAGUCACCUCACCUGGGGUCUAGUUCUUGUUUUGGUUAAAGUGAAGAUUUCUUUCUAUUAUUUAAGUUUUUCUAAACUAUUACCUAGUUUGAUCUUGAAGCAGUUAGGAGGUAGUUGAGGCAGGUACCUUAUAAUUAUCUUGAUCUUACAGAUUGAGAAGAUUUCAGAAGUGGAGCCGCUUGGGCCCACCCCUUACCAUGGGCAGGCAGGAAUUGGUUACUGGAAAAAUGUGUAGCAUAGGCCUCCGGGGUCUUGUCCGUCUGUAGCCUGGGAUUGGAAGGACUAGGAUGGAGAUGUAAAGGACAGGCUUUCUAAGCCUGUAGUACAAGGAUCUUCCCAAAUACAGGGUGCAGGACCUCCUUCUAAUGGGAAGUUUUAGAAAAACUCAAAAUUAAUGGGGUUAAUUAAACCCCUUGGGAAGAAGGAAGAUGCUAGAAAACGACCAAGAAGCGUUUAGGAUGCGUCCUGCCAGGGGGCCAGCUAGGGUCUGUUAGAUGGGUGCAUUUCAGUUAGAGAAUUCCCUGCCCAUCUGAUGAAGUUGAGGAAGAGGGGAAAGAGGAAGAUGCUUGGCUUUGGGCUCCCUUUCCUUCCUCACCUCAUCCACUGCAGCUUCAACAUCUCCUUCUCCCUCCCUCAAUUAUACCAAUCUUUGAAUCCCGGGGAUUUACCCUGGGUGAGAAGAGAGCUAGUGGGUGGGCACCACCCCUGGUUAUGUGAUGGUGUUUUUUUGGUCCUGAGGCUUGGACCUUGCCAGAUAGGCAAUAUCAUCGGUGAGGUGGGCAGGGCAUCAAUGUCCAUAGCUGCCAAAUCUCAAGGUCUCAUUCUUUGCACUUUCUUCCUAGUCCCCACUAAGCUGCCCGGGUUGGGUUUUCUCUUAAAGAUAAAUAGCAGCGCUGGCUACAGAGGGAGGGGUUGCUGGCGAUACGUCAGACCCCACCUCCUCACACCUUUGCCCCAUGGUGGCCUCACCCAUGUAGCUAGAUCUGGGCUGGAUGUACCUCUUGAGUCCCUCCCCCCGCCCCCCACCCCCCACACACACACCCUGCUCUGUGGGGGCAGUGUUAAGGCAGGACAACAAAGAGCCCUUCUGAACAGUAGAUAGAUAAGAAGCUGAUUAGGGCCAACUGCCCUGCCCCACCCUUGGCAGCAUCUAGAGCUGGGCAGACCCCUUCAUCCUGGGCAGAGUAGGAGGCCUGGGAGCAUAAUUUUCAGCAGUGUGCCUUGAAGGUAUGGAUGAUGGGGGGUAGAAAGGGGCUGGAGUGAGAUAUUUGUCUAAAAGCACUUUUCCCUC
Messenger RNA from Callithrix jacchus (white-tufted-ear marmoset), 3862 nucleotides. NCBI's taxonomy places the organism in Eukaryota, Metazoa, Chordata, Mammalia, Primates, Cebidae. The record is from RefSeq and is a predicted model, not a curated record.